Molecule: messenger RNA, 1422 nt
Organism: Penicilliopsis zonata CBS 506.65
Lineage: Eukaryota; Fungi; Ascomycota; Eurotiomycetes; Eurotiales; Aspergillaceae
Exons: 2
Biological process (GO): nucleoside metabolic process
Molecular function (GO): catalytic activity
Source: RefSeq, a predicted model, not a curated record
AUGGCCAAGCUCUUCCCCGCACGGGAGCUGUUUCAGAUCGGCUGGAUCUGCGCCUUGCCUAUCGAGGCAGCAGCAUCCAAGCUGCUCCUUGAUGAGAACUUUGGCAUCCUUGAAGAGCAGGAUGCGGCAGACACAAAUUCAUACACCUUGGGCCGAAUCGGAAACCACUAUAUCGUCAUCGCAUGCCUUCCCGGCGGCCAAUAUGGAACCACUUCGGCGACUACAGUUGCAAUCAACAUGAUGCGUACAUUUUCCGCCUCGCUGCGGAUCGGCGUGAUGGUUGGUAUUGGAGGGGGAAUCCCAUCCGCCACCCAUGAUAUUCGACUCGGCGACAUCGCAAUCAGUUACCCGGAGGGUGUCUGUGGUGGUGUGCUUCAAUAUGACAUGGGGAAAGUUGGUGAAGGUGGUAAACUUCGCCGCACUGGAUUCUUAAGCAGCCCACCAAAGUCACUCUUGACCGCUGUCAGCAAUAUGAGAGCAGUCGAGCUCACUGAUGACCAUUGCUAUCCCGACUACAUUCAAAACGCGAUGACAAGAACUGUACGAACAAGGAAAACCUUUGGCCGACCUGAUGGGGAUCGAUUAUUCAAAAUUCAGUAUGAGCAUCCUGCCACUGCAGCCAUGUGUGAGUGUUGUCUAGCAGAGUGGGAGGAGGCUAGGAUAGAGCGCGAUAAUAGUGACCCACGACCGCACUAUGGCAUCAUUGCGUCAGGGAACGCGGUCAUGAAGCAUGCAGUGACAAGAGAACAGCUACGCCAGGAGACCGGUGCCUUAUGUUUUGAAAUGGAAGCAGCAGGUCUGAUGUUGGAUUUUCCUUGCAUAAUCAUCCGCGGUAUAUGUGACUACGCCGAUUCACACAAGAACAAGGAAUGGCAAGGGUAUGCUGCAUUGGCGGCUGCAUCGUAUGCCAAGGAGUUGCUUGGAUAUGUGCCUCGCGCUCAAGUGUCGCAAGAAAAGCUGGUGGCAGAGGUCUGUGUUGAGAUUCUCGGUGAACUAAAAGGCAUCGGUCAAGGAUUAGACAGAGUGCUAAAUCAACAAGCAAGUUACCAUCAUGAACAAACCACAAGGUUCUUGACCGACUAUCAACAACGCUGUCACCAGGCAUUCAAGACGUCGACGUAUGAGCAGUUCAAGAACAACAACCCAACCCGGAUAGAAGGAACAUGUGAAUGGGUUCUGAAGAGCCCCCAAUAUCUCAAUUGGUGGAAGAGCAGCUGCAAUGAUCUUUUAUGGAUAUCGGCUGAUCCUGGCUGUGGGAAAUCAGUGCUUGCAAAAUCACUCAUUGACCUUGACUUCCAAACAUGCGGGCUGGAUCUAUCCAUCUGUUACUUUUUCUUCAAGGACAAUGAUGAACAAAACAACCUGGCUACAGCGCUAUGUGCCAUCCUUCAUCAGCUCUUCGCACAGCAGCCGGAUCUAUUA